This is a messenger RNA of Sporisorium graminicola, 2283 nucleotides long. RefSeq lists its product as uncharacterized. Gene Ontology annotation, biological process: septin ring assembly; endoplasmic reticulum inheritance. Bases 1 to 2283 code for a protein of 760 amino acids. The transcript has a single exon. NCBI's taxonomy places the organism in Eukaryota, Fungi, Basidiomycota, Ustilaginomycetes, Ustilaginales, Ustilaginaceae. The record is from RefSeq and is a predicted model, not a curated record. Gene Ontology annotation, cellular component: cortical endoplasmic reticulum; endoplasmic reticulum membrane; perinuclear endoplasmic reticulum.
AUGCCGUUCGCCAGAUCGCUCGCUGUCAACUUUGGACGCGUGGCUACCUUCAUCCAGGUCCUCUUUUACCUUCCGCUCGCUCUUGACAUUGCAGGCCAGGAUGCUUUUCUCGCGCUCUCAGCCUCUUUGGCCUCCUAUUAUCUUUUCCUAUCCACAGUACGGCUACUGACACGAGGAACGCGCCUCGCUUGGAUCGGCCAGACACUCGCCGUGUUUCAGUUCAUCGUGAUCCCAGCCUGCCUCUUGGUCUGCUUCAAUGUCUACUCCCCACCCUCUGCUACCAUCUUUCCGCCGCGCAGACCGGACAGUCUCGACAAGACCGCAACCGAGGCAAUCAGCACCUUGUUCUCCCGCAGACCUGGCGCCGUCUCGUUAGACUCGCUCGAUCCAGACGAUCUGCAUUCUCUCACUGGCUUCGACUCGCUCGAUCGUUUCGUGUCCACCUCGGUCGCCGUCUUCUUCUGGCUGGCGCGCCGCGUUCCAGGCUGGUGGUACACUCUUCUGCGCAUCUCGAGCCCCUUCUUCAGUCUGCUGGAGGGUGUCGCUUCCCUGCUCGUCAUCCAAUCGUUAGCAUCUACUUCGCGAUGGAUCAUCGCAUCCUCCCUCGCUAGCCCCUCGCCUCAAUACCAGCGAGCUUCUUCGCCGGCAUCGCCCUCGGCAAGGGGCGCCGCUUGGAUGUCCAACACCUUCCUCAUGCGCUCGCUCGCAUCCAUCGGGUUUGGCGCCAGCGAAGUCUGGCAGAUCUUCUUCCUGCUCGUCUCUGCCACCAUCUACGUCACCGCAGCUUUUGCCCUCUACGUCUCGUUCGAUGGCGCAACCAAGGAUCGACCCGGCACCGCCGCCGCCAUCGCCACCUCGGUCACAUCCACCCUCUGGCUCACAGCCAUCGCCUUUGCCAUUCGCAAGGGCAACGUCAUCGAGACCAGUCUCAUGUUUGCCUAUGUGGUCUUCAACAUUUACCAGCUCGGUCCGAGUCUUUCGUUCACGCCCGAUCCCAUCUCGCUCAUUCGCAGCUUCAAGGCCAACACUCAAGGUCGAGCUUUCGUGGACAAAUUGCCACGCUCUCUACAAGCACCUCUGACCAGCCAGAUCCUGCAAGCAGCGGGCGGCUUAAUCGAGGUCCUUGCUCACUGGCUGGGUCAAUCGGUCGACUUCAUUCAUGCUGCUGGCGCAGCUCUGCCCAAGUCGGUGAUCGUUUCAUUGAUCUACCGACUCAUGGUGCUGUAUGCCGCCAGCCGCAUUCUGCCCAUGCUCAAAGGCAGUGUCGCACCCCACCGCCACAACGAAGAUGGAGUCAACAGCAGAACCACCAGCUGGGGCCGCACGCGUGCUGGUCUCGACCAUGGCGAUGACGAGGAGACUGACUGGAGCUCGACCGGCAGCGAGUCGUCGCUCUCGUCCUUUGUUGGCACUGAGAUCGAGGAACUCGAAGAAGAGGUUUGGGACGACGAAGAGGGUCGCUGGAUUUUGCAGCGACGGAGGCUCAGGAGACGCAGAAGGAAAAGGACGCCAUUCGAUGGCGAGCUGGAGUCGGACAGCACCACCAACAGUGAAUCUAGUCGCGACGACGACGACGAGGGCGAACAUUAUUCUGAAGAUGACAGUGGAGUAGCGUACAAUGACGAUGGGACCAAGUCGCUGGCGGACGAGCUGAAGGAGCCUAUGAGUUUGGCAGAUAAACUCAAGUCUCCUCCUCCCCCACCGUCAAGGACGACAACGGCUGCGGCUGCGGUGGGAGGUAAGCGUGCAAGGCAACACAAGCGACCUAGAAAGGGCAAACUCGGCGGUCGUCGUGGAUCGCCUAUUCGCACCAGCCCUACUUCGCCUCGAGCCCGAACCAAAUCACUGCCCAACGGUGAUGCCUCCACAGAUCCAAGCAACUUCACCGCCACCACCACGGCUGCUGCUGCUGCCGACACGCACUCAGGCACCCCGUCGAAUCGCAAGCGACCCAACAUCUCACGCCCACCCUCCGAAGCAAGACGCCACAAACGUCCCCGUCGACCCACGCCUCCUUCAUCUCCUCCUUCUCCGACUCACCCUACCUCGCAAGGUGAAGCGUUUACGUCGUUCAUCUCGAUCCUGGUCAGCUACUCGCGCUUGAUCCUCAUCGCUGUCUACAGUCACCUGUUGCUGCUGGAUCAGAAGAACCAGAUUUACUGGCGCUUCUUGACCGUGGGGCUGACGCUGGUGCUGUGGGGGUUGGAGAUUGUGAUCUCUAAAGAGGAUGAUGUGGGCGUAGGCGGGGUGGGCGAGUUGGGCGCUGCUGCAGGAAGAGCGUGA